AUGUCGCUGCUCUAUAAAAAUCUGCGGAUACACCAGGUCUUCGGUGCAAACACAGAUGUCGGGAAAACCGUCCUCACCUCGGCCCUCGUCCGCGCGUCGGCCGCCGCCGGGCACUCUGUGUACUACCUGAAGCCCGUUAGCACCGGACCUAUGUCCGAUGCAGACGACGAGCGGAUCCUUUCUCUAGUCGGGAAGCACAAAGCACAAGUACAGAGCAAAUGCUUGUUCCGCUUUGACGACCCCGUCAGUCCCCACUUAGCAGCUCGCCGUGCAAACGAAACUAGCGUCAUCGAGAGGACAGUACCCACUGACGACGCGUUCGUGAACGCGGUAGCGAGCCAUAUUCGUGACUGUGGGGUACAAGCGGGUGUUCCAAGCCACAUGUAUGUAGAAACAGCCGGAGGUGUCCACAGCCCUACCCUGUCGGGAACGACACAGCUUGACGCUUACCGACCUCUAUUCCUUCCUACUGUGCUCAUUGGGGACUCUCGGCUCGGCGGCAUCUCUUCGACUAUCGCUUCUUACGAGGCCAUGUUAAUCCGCGGGUACAUCGUAGACGCCGUGCUGCUCUUCCGCGAUGAGUACUACCGUAACUGGGAGUACUUAGCACCUUACUUUGCUGAGCGUGGAAUCCCGGUCACAUCGAUCCAACCGCCGCCAGAACGCAAACCUGACCCCGCCGCGGACGCUUCUCUGACCGAGCAGUAUUAUCAAGGCAUUGUACCGGAAACAGGUGAUAGCACGAUCUUCGACGUAGUCAAGCAUCUCGACACCUGCCACACGCGCCGACUGGAAGAGCUCGACUCCAUGCCCCGCCGCACACUCGACUCCAUAUGGUGGCCCUUCGUACAACACGGGCACGUAAAAACCGAAGCGGACGUGAACGUCAUCGACAGCGCAUGGGGCGACUUCUUCAGCGUCUACAACGGCAAACGUCCAACGGCCUCGUCCAAAACUUCCAUCCUGGAGCCCCAGCUCGACGGCUCCGCGUCCUGGUGGACACAAGCCAUCGGCCACGCGCACCCGUCGCUCGCCCUCGCCGCCGCCCGCGCUGCCGGGCGGUACGGGCACGUCAUGUUCCCCGAGGCGACGCACCUGCCCGCGCUCGAGCUCGCCGAGCGGCUCAUCCAAACGGGGCCUGGCCGCGGGUGGGCGGCGCGCGCGUUCUUCUCCGACGACGGCUCGACGGGGAUGGAGGUUGCGAUCAAGAUGGCGUUGCGCGCGUACGCGACGCGCGCGGCUGGGGAGCUCGGCGGCGCCCGCCGCAAGGACCUGGGUAUCCUCGGGCUCAAGGGCAGCUACCACGGCGAUACGAUCGGCGCAAUGGACGCGUGCGAGGAGGGCGUGUACACGUGCGAGUGGCACGAUGCGAAGGGAUACUGGUUCGACCCGCCCACCGUCUCCAUCCGCGAUGGCAAGACGGUGGUGAGCCUCCCGCCGGCCAUCGCAGCGGAGACUGGAGACGGCAAGUCCGACGUCGAGACGGUGUCGCUCUCGUGGACGUACAACAUCGACGAGCGGCUUCAGUCUCCCCUCGCUGAGGUUUACCGGAGCUACAUCGAACGCACCCUGCAGAAGCUGAAGGACGGAAAGGGACCUCGGAUCGCCGCACUCGUGCUCGAGCCGCUAGUCAUGGGCGCCGGCGGGAUGCUCUUCGUCGAUCCGCUCUUCCAGCGCGUCCUCAUCGACGUCAUCCGCGGCCCCCGCAGCAGCACCUCCCCGCCCUCCGAGUGGUCCGGGCUCCCCGUCAUCUUCGACGAGGUCUUCAUCGGGCUCUACCGCCUCGGCCUGCAGUCCUCGACCGCGCUGCUCGGCACGACGCCCGACAUCUCCGUGAACGCGAAGAUCCUCACGGGCGGGCUCGUCCCGCUCGCGGUCACGCUCGCGUCCGACUCCGUCUACCGCGCGUUCCUCAGCGACAGCAAGGUCGACGCGCUCCUGCACGGGCACAGCUACACCGCGUACCCCGUCGGCUGCGAGGUCGCGAACGAGACGCUCGACAUCGUCGAGAAGCUCGCCGCGAGCCCCGCGUGGACGGCCGCGCGCGAGAAGUGGAAGGUGCCCGAGCCGGAGAAGGCCAAUGAGAAGGCGGUGUGGAGCUUCUGGGACCCCGAGUUCGUGCACGUCGUGUCGAAGAUGGACCGCGUCGCCGAGGUCAUGGCGUUUGGGACUGUCCUCAGCAUCAAGAUCAGGGAUGAUUCUGCAGGGUACGAAUCGCACUCGGCGCGGGCCCUACUGGAGUCAAUCAAAACUGCCACCGAAAGCGAUGCCCUCUCGCCAGCACCCGGAGGCUCGCCGUUCGGCAUUCACUACCGCACCCUCGGGAACGUCGCCUACUUCAUGCUCAGCCUCAACACCUCUCCGAGCGUCGUCCGGGACAUAGAAGAGAGGGUGUGGACGGUCCUCCAAAACCCCACGUAG
Messenger RNA from Trametes versicolor FP-101664 SS1, 2421 nucleotides. RefSeq names its product onanonoxo-7-onima-8-eninoihtemlysoneda. The coding region runs from base 1 to 2421 and encodes 806 amino acids. Gene Ontology annotation, biological process: biotin biosynthetic process. Gene Ontology annotation, molecular function: dethiobiotin synthase activity; pyridoxal phosphate binding; magnesium ion binding. The transcript has 5 exons. Gene Ontology annotation, cellular component: mitochondrion. The record is from RefSeq and is a predicted model, not a curated record. Lineage: Eukaryota; Fungi; Basidiomycota; Agaricomycetes; Polyporales; Polyporaceae.